Pseudoliparis swirei is the source of this 2243-nucleotide messenger RNA. RefSeq names its product TSEN2 tRNA splicing endonuclease subunit (gene tsen2). Gene Ontology annotation, molecular function: nucleic acid binding; tRNA-intron lyase activity. Gene Ontology annotation, biological process: tRNA-type intron splice site recognition and cleavage; tRNA splicing, via endonucleolytic cleavage and ligation. Gene Ontology annotation, cellular component: tRNA-intron endonuclease complex. The transcript has 12 exons. The coding region runs from base 667 to 1890 and encodes 407 amino acids. NCBI's taxonomy places the organism in Eukaryota, Metazoa, Chordata, Actinopteri, Perciformes, Liparidae. The record is from RefSeq and is a predicted model, not a curated record.
ACAUUUAACUUUCAUUGAAAAAAUUAAAGACAUUCCCGUAGACUUCAAAAUAAAAGUCGUUCAUGUUGUUUUCAAGCACUUCCGGCACGUCAGUCUGCUGACUCAUUAUCCAAGAUGGCGACCUUCUCUCCCCCCGUCCCCUCAAAUGUCUUUUCCUUACUGACCUCUGAAUUCAGAUAGUUUUAUUUCUUUCUUAAGAAACACUGCAGCUCCUCACACAUGUUUGUCAGUCAGCUUUGACUGAGAAGUUUUUUAUUUUAAGAAACGCCUUUGCUUUAAAACAUAAAGAACAUACAAAAUCGAACACAUUUACAAAAUACAACUAUUGCUUUCCUUCGUAAAAAAGGACUUUUAGGAAGAGUCAUUUCAAUUCGUUAAAUAUUAAAAUAUAUAAAACAGCAGGUUUGCUGAAAAAGAAACCGUUGCGAUCCGCCAUUUACAAGAAGAAGAAAAGAGGAACUGUCGGACGGGUCCCGGCAUUUCCUACCGGAAACAGAUUCGGUAACACCGCCGCGUCCCACAGCAAAACAAAUCCGACCAGGGAGUUCUAGAAUGAAUGAAACCAAACUUUGAAAACCAAGUCUUUUGGGAAGGACAGAACAGGCCAACAGGUCACCCGCCAGUGGAGGACUCUGGUGGGACCCGGUCCCCGCAAGUCCUGGUGCCAUGCAGGCGGAGUUCCGGGCUCCGCGGAGACGCGCACGGGUGCACGAGGAGUACGUGGCUCCGCUGCCUGUGAGCCGCAGUCCGGAGGAGAGGAGCCACUUCCGGGCGGAGCUCAUCAACCAACACGUGCUGGUCUGCCAUCCGGACCACAUCCAGAAGAUAUAUAACCAGGGUUACUUUGGUAAAGGCGUCCUGUCCAGAGCGAGACCGGACCACAGCGUCUCUGACCAAUGGGAACAACACGAAGGUUUGUUCCUACCUGUCGUCUCACAGUCCAGGUAUGAAGAGCUCCUCAGGUGGGCGGGUUCCGCUCUCUCUGCUCAGGGAUUGGACGAAGACGCUGUCAAUCAAACCCUGCUCGACCUCGCUCGGCCCGUAGAGAUGGAGGAUGUGAGGAGGGAGGGGAGUGGAGGGGAGGAGCCGGGACCGAAUGGGGGAGCCAGUCCCCAAACAAAGAGUCCGGGGUCAGAGGUCGAGCCAGAGGCCAAGAGAAGCCGCAGGUCGAGCCCCCAAAACCACGACCAAGACCCUGAUCCUGAUCCCAGCGGCGACCCGGGAUCUGAUGUAGACCCUGAACUCAACUCAGACUCUGACUCUGAUCCUGGUCCCUUGGUUCCCGGGCCUGGUUUUGUCCUUGUGGUCUCUGACAGUGAGGUGUGUGGGGGGGUCAAGGAGAUCCGGCGGACUCCUUUCUCUCUCACAGAGUACCUGCAACUCAGUCUGGAGGAGGCCUUCUUCCUGGUCUACAGUCUGGGCUGCCUGUCUGUCUACCUGAACCAGGAGCCGCAGUCGAUCCUCCAGCUGUGGAGGGAGUUUUGCUCCAUGAGGCCCGACUUCGUCAGCUCCUUCGCCGCCUAUCAGCACUGUCGGAGCAGGGGGUGGGUCCCUAAAGGAGGGGGCGGGGCCAAGUACGGCGUGGACCUCAUGUUGUAUAGGAAAGGACCCCCUUUCUACCACGCCAGUUAUUCGGUUGUGAUUGAGCGGGUUGAUGAUGCGUUCAAGGGCUCGCCGUUGCGUCCGUUCUCGUGGCGUUCUCUGGCGGCUCACAGCAGGAUCACCUCCAACGUCUCGAAGGAGCUGAUGUUGUGUUACAUCAUCUUCCCGGCCGACCUAUCAGAAGCUGAGCUGGACUCGCCCGUCUGUCUGAGCAGACUGAAGGUUCAGGAAGUGAUCGUCAGCCGUUGGGUUUCCACCAAAGAGCGAGCGGAGCAGGAAGACAUCUGAUUGGCUGAGAAGAAACUGAUGAUGUCACCGUGUGAUGUCCCGAAGAGACUGAUGACAUCAGCCAAAAGAGGAUAAGAUUAUUUAUUGUCAUUGAAGAGUCUGAAACAAGACAACAUCAAAUGUUUGAGUGUCCCUGAACGCAGCACGAGUCCUCACAAGGACUUAAAGACCAGUGGAGGUGUGUGGAGCUCCUACAGGUUGUGUUUCUUGAACAAUAAAAAAUAUUUUAUAGAAUCAAAGAACUUCCUGUCCUCUCUAAUGUUCCAGUGAUUCUCCUGAGGGUUAAUUUACUUUUUUCUUUCAUUCAAAAAUGUAAAUGUGCUCGAUUGGAAUAAUGUGAAGAUAAUUGUGAG